Molecule: messenger RNA, 777 nt
Organism: Oncorhynchus mykiss (rainbow trout)
Lineage: Eukaryota; Metazoa; Chordata; Actinopteri; Salmoniformes; Salmonidae
Source: RefSeq, a predicted model, not a curated record
AUGUCUGGUGCCAACCCAGCGCGAGAACUGUCACCAACCCAGCGCCAGAACUGUCACCAACCCAGCGCCAGAACUGUCACCAACCCAGCUCCAGAGCUGUCACCAACCCAGCGCCAGAACUGUCACCAACCCAGCGCCAGAACUGUCACCAACCCAGCUCCAGAGCUGCCACCAACCCAGCGCCAGAACUGUCACCAACCCAGCACCAGAACUGUCACCAACCCAGCGCCAGAAAUGUCACCAACCCAGCGCCAGAACUGUCACCAACCUAGUGCCAGAACUGUCACCAACCCAGCUUCAGAACUGUCACCAACCCAGCGCCAGAACUGUCACCAACCCAGCACCAGAACUGUCACCAACCCAGCGCCAGAACUGUCACCAACCCAGCGCCAGAACUGUCACCAACCCAGCUUCAGAACUGUCACCAACCCAGCGCCAGAACUGUCACCAACCCAGCACCAGAACUGUCACCAACCCAGCGCCAGAACUGUCACCAACCCAGCGCCAGAUCUGUCACCAACCCAGUGCCAGAACUGUCACCAACCCAGCGCCAGAACUGUCACCAACCCAGCGCCAGAUCUGUCACCAACCCAGUGCCAGAACUGUCACCAACCCAGCGCCAGAACUGUCACCAACCCAGCACCAGAACUGUCACCAACCCAGCGCCAGAUCUGUCACCAACCCAGCGCCAGAACUGUCACCAACCCAGCUUCAGAACUGUCAGCAACCCAGCGCCAGAACUGUCACCAACCCAGCGCCAGAACUGUCAUUCCUUGA